AUGGAUUCUCCCACUUUCACCCAGAACACUAAACUCCACCCCACUGUCGCCCAGCCAGUCGAACAGAUCCCCGCGCCUCCCACCAGCAAGGCUGGCAUGCAGCCUUACGACUGUCCUCACCGCACCAUGUGCAUGUGCGAGUGGUGCGGCGGAUGCCGACGCCCGAUUCAUCACUGGGACACCAACCGGUGCAAGGAGUGCCACCACAGCUGCCCCGAUUAA
Molecule: messenger RNA, 222 nt
Organism: Fusarium falciforme
Lineage: Eukaryota; Fungi; Ascomycota; Sordariomycetes; Hypocreales; Nectriaceae
Exons: 1
Coding region: 1-222 (73 amino acids)
Source: RefSeq, a predicted model, not a curated record